UGUCCCCGGGGACACCCCUGCGAAUCUCAGUGUUCAGCCACACUUCCUAGGAAGCCGCGCCGAUGGGCUAAUCCCUGGACGCCCCGGGGUUGUGCAAGCUCCACUCAUCCGAGGGUUCACGGGCGGGCGGGGGCGCCGGGAUCCCCUUUGUGGCCGCCGCCCCAACUCGGCCCGCUCCUCCCCCCAGCCGCCCCGCCCUCAGCCCCGGACCCCCAGCCAGGGCGGCGGGCACGCUCGCACCCGCGCCUCCGGGGACUCGCGGACCGCACAGACCGGCCAGGCGCGCUGGGCAUGCUCAGUCGCGGGGCGCCAGGCUCGCCAGUCGGAAGCCAGUGCUCAGCGGAGCCGGCCGGGGCGCACCGAGAGCGCGCGGCACUCGCUGCUGCAGCGGCGGCCGGGCCGCGGCGCAUCCGGGCGGGGACCCGAGGCGAGUCCCACGCGGCGUCCCCGAGCCGCCGGCAGCGGCGCCCGCUCCAGAAAGGCAAAGCGAACCAGGGGCCAUCAGCGCGACUGGCGUCGGCGGGGCUCUGACGCUCCGCGGCGGCCACCUCAGAGUCGCUGCCCGCCCCGGCCGGGCCGGGUCCGGGAGCCGUCGGACAUGGAGCCGUGGAAGCAGUGCGCUCAGUGGCUCAUCCACAGCAAGGUGCUGCCCCCCAACCAUCGGGUGACCUGGGACUCGGCGCAGGUGUUCGACCUGGCGCAGACCCUUCGCGAUGGAGUCCUGCUCUGCCAGCUGCUCAACAACCUGCGGCCACACUCCAUCAAUCUGAAGGAGAUCAACCUGAGGCCCCAGAUGUCCCAGUUUCUCUGUUUGAAGAACAUCCGGACAUUCCUGGCCGCCUGCUGCGAUACCUUUGGAAUGAGGAAAAGUGAACUUUUUGAGGCAUUUGACCUAUUUGAUGUUCGAGACUUUGGAAAGGUUAUAGAAACAUUAUCUCGGCUAUCCCGAACACCAAUAGCAUUGGCCACAGGAAUCAGGCCGUUCCCCACUGAAGAAAGUAUAAAUGAUGAAGACAUCUACAAAGGCCUUCCCGACUUAAUAGAUGAAACCCGCGUGGAAGAUGAAGAAGACCUCUAUGACUGUGUGUACGGCGAGGAUGAAGGCGGAGAAGUCUAUGAAGACUUGAUGAAGGCGGAGGAAGCCCAGCAACCUAAAUCACAAGAAAAUGAUAUACGGAGUUGUUGCCUAGCAGAAAUUAGGCAGACAGAAGAAAAAUACACAGAAACGUUGGAGUCAAUAGAAAAAUAUUUCAUGGCACCAUUGAAAAGAUUUCUGACGGCGGCGGAAUUUGAUUCAGUAUUUAUUAACAUUCCUGACCUUGUAAAAGUUCAUCGGAGCUUAAUGCAAGAGAUUCAUGAUUCCAUUGUAAAUAAAGAUGACCAGAACUUGUAUCAAGUUUUUAUUAACUACAAGGAAAGAUUGGUUAUUUAUGGGCAGUACUGCAGUGGAGUGGAGUCAGCCAUCUCUAACCUAGACUACAUCUCUAAGACAAAAGAAGAUGUCAAACUGAAAUUAGAGGAAUGUUCAAAAAGAGCCAAUAACGGGAAGUUUACUCUGCGCGAUUUGCUGGUCGUUCCAAUGCAGCGCGUGCUGAAGUAUCACCUCCUCCUUCAGGAGCUGGUAAAACACACCCAUGACCCUAUGGAGAAGGCGAACCUGAAGCUGGCUCUGGAUGCAAUGAAGGACUUGGCACAAUAUGUGAAUGAAGUAAAAAGAGAUAAUGAGACCCUUCGUGAAAUUAAGCAGUUUCAGCUAUCUAUAGAGAAUUUGAACCAGCCAGUUUUGCUCUUUGGACGACCACAGGGAGACGGUGAAAUCCGAAUAACCACUCUGGACAAGCAUACAAAACAAGAAAGGCAUAUCUUCUUAUUCGACUUGGCAGUGAUUGUCUGUAAAAGGAAAGGCGAUAACUACGAGAUGAAGGAAAUAAUAGAUCUCCAGCAGUACAAGAUAGCCAACAACCCUACCACUGACAAAGAGAAUAAAAAGUGGUCUUAUGGCUUCUACCUCAUCCAUACCCAAGGACAAAAUGGGUUAGAAUUUUAUUGCAAAACAAAAGAUUUAAAGAAAAAAUGGCUGGAACAGUUUGAAAUGGCUCUAUCCAACAUAAGGCCAGACUAUGCAGACUCCAAUUUCCAUGAUUUCAAGAUGCACACCUUCACUCGGGUGACAUCCUGCAGGGUCUGCCAGAUGCUCCUGAGGGGAACAUUUUAUCAAGGCUACUUAUGUUUUAAGUGUGGAGCAAAAGCACAUAAAGAAUGUUUGGGAAGAGUAGACAAUUGUGGCAGAGUUAAUUCCGUUGGUUUGCCGAAGAUGCAGGUCAUUAGGAACUACACUGGCACCCCGGCCCCAGGGCUUCAUGAAGGACCACCAUUGCAUAUCCAGGCAGGCGACACUGUUGAACUUCUGAGAGGAGAUGCACACAGUGUGUUCUGGCAGGGACGAAACUUAGCUUCAGGAGAGGUUGGAUUUUUCCCAAGUGAUGCUGUCAAACCCUCUCCAUGUGUACCUAAACCAGUAGAUUAUUCUUGCCAACCCUGGUAUGCUGGCCCAAUGGAAAGAUUGCAGGCAGAAACUGAACUUAUUAACAGGGUGAAUAGUACUUACCUUGUAAGGCACAGGACCAAAGAAUCUGGAGAAUAUGCAAUUAGCAUUAAGUACAAUAAUGAAGCAAAACACAUCAAGAUUUUAACAAGAGAUGGCUUUUUUCACAUUGCAGAAAAUAGAAAAUUUAAAAGCUUAAUGGAACUUGUGGAGUACUACAAGCACCAUUCUCUCAAAGAAGGGUUCAGGACCUUAGAUACAACGCUACAGUUUCCAUACAAGGAGCCAGAACAGCCAGCUGGACAGAGGGGUAAUAGAACAGGCAACAGCUCCCCUCCUCUGUUCUGUGGCUUUUCUUUUGUCACUCCUCCAGACUACAGCUUUGUUCCCCCUUCUUCCACUCCUUUCUGGUCAGUGUUGAGUCCCAAAGUACUGGGUAUUGCCAUCGCUCGGUACGACUUCUGUGCAAGAGAUAUGCGGGAGCUCUCCCUAUUGAAAGGAGACAUGGUGAAGAUUUACACGAAGAUGAGUGCAAAUGGCUGGUGGAGAGGUGAAGUAAAUGGCAGGGUGGGCUGGUUUCCAUCCACAUAUGUGGAAGAAGAUGAAUAAAGUCCUAUCCAGUGUUGACCCUGCACUAAAAUCUCAAAGACAACAUAAGCAGAAGCCUGCACGGCAUUGAGUUAACUGAAGUGUUUAAAAAGCAGCGUUCUUGGCUGUUCAACACCCUCUUUUUUUCUCUUCCUAAGUCUUAAUGCUGGGAUUUCUAAAGAUGCUGGUACUGACAGAUUAAUGGCUCGCCUAGAGCAGUGCAAGAAACAGCCUGCCAGUCUGUCAUUGUCAGGAACCAGGGCAAAACCAAUGGCUUUUCUACCCCCAAAGAGUCCAGCAAACCCAUCAGUUUAGCUUUCUCUUACUUCAUUGGGCCAGACACCAUGGAUCCAGCCAUUAGGAAACGCUUUUUGCAUAUUUACUUUGUUCUCACAGUUUUUGAUGAUACAAAGAAACAGAAGUUUAAUUUUGCUUUUCCCCAGCAUGAAGAGAAAGUAGAGCCUGCCAUCUGGGAAAGAUCCAGCUUGCUGGAAAGAUCCAGCAUUUCUCGUCUUAAAUUGUUCAACAGGUGACUCACUGCCUGGCAAACCCUUUUAUCCCCAGAUGUUACUCAUGAUAACAAAAAAGAGGCUCAUGCUCAGGUUUGCAUCAUAAGUGAUAAAUUACAGAGAGGGUUUUAAUUAUUCAUUUGAUGUCCUGAUUAUAUUUCCACACUUCUUUAUGAAGAAGAAAAAGAGAAGCACAUGAAAGGAGGUGUCUUUGUGUUAAAGCUUCACAGCUUUCGUGAUUUCGUGGAGUGUUUUGGAAAUGUCGUGCUUGACAAAGGGAAUCAUGGCCGGCCAGAUCAUGCUUAGUUGCCAGGAAUCCCAGAAAGGUAGAGGUGUUUACAGAGACAGAUCAAGCACUGUAAUCAAUCCACAGGACAUCACUGUAUAGCUGCAAUAGCUAUUAACACAAGCCUUUUCCUUCUCUCUAGAAGGACCCAGGGCAGAUUUGCUGAUUUACAAUCUUUUUUUUUUUUUAAUAGUAGCACAAAAGAGCUUUAUUGAGGAUUUGGGAAGAAAGGCAGCCCGAGUCCUUCAUUUCUUUCUGAGACGGAUGGAAGGGCACCUGAUGUCCGUGUCCUCCUGCCUGCUCUGUUGGUCCUUCUGAUGCCUUUCUAGCUAUGUCUUAAUCAGUAGGAAGAUCCACCUUGCAGCAUGUUUCUUUCUCUAAGCUUUCACUGUGUUCCAUGAGGAGUCUUCAGUAUCUUCCUCCUGAGAUGCAUGGGGUCCCUAGCCCAGGCUGACAACUCGGCUCUUCCAUGGUGGAGUGUUUCUUUGGUAGCAGUAGCUGUGUUCUGACAAGCUUCUGAAAAUGUUUCUUCUUGGGGAAAAAAAAGAUGUAUUUUUAUCUUACAAGUGAUCUAGAAGCUUCUCUUGUACCAGACUUUCUUGGUCACCUCUUACAUGUAAGGGCUGAGACAACCUGUUCUCUCCCAUCUCACAGGAGUGCCAGAACCUGGAAGAGACCCCAUGGGGGCUAGGACUUCUCAUUUAAAUAGACUCAAGACCUUUACCUCAGAAUUAUGUAAACUGUGAUUGUGUUUUAGAACAAUUGAGCUUUUGUAUGUGUGUAAAUGGUCAGGAAAAUGUAUUUUAUAAAAUGUCUAUAGAGUCAACUUGUGCUGGCAAGGUCUACUCUUGGAAUGGAUUCCUACCUAUAAGGUCUUACUUGUGUCUUGGGGAUGUUUUGUCUGUUCAUGCCAGCAAGUGUUGCUAUGGAGAGUACAGCUUCCCACAGAUUGUAACACUCCUGUGUACAGUAUUGUAGCAUGUAUUGUUUAUUUCAGUCAAUAGACUCCCUGCCUCACAAAUGGUAUGUGGUCUUCCUGUUGCAUUUCAUUGGCCUCAGAGUUUCAUAGCAGAGGAUACAGAGCCUCUUUUCAUGACAUUACCAAUGACAACUUUGUCUACAUUUAAUACUUUAUAUUGGAGGUUUUAAAUGCCACGAUCUGUGUAGAUUUCUAAUACCAAAGACAGACAUAAAUGUUUUCCAUAGACUUUGUCUUGCCUGUCUGUAGCCCUUGUGUCAUAUGGUGAGUUAGAAUGACAUUUUACUUUGUAAUAUUUUGUAAAUAUGUCAAUAAAAUAGUUACUACUUGCA
Mus musculus (house mouse) is the source of this 5239-nucleotide messenger RNA. It is a transcript of the gene Vav3, whose product is annotated as vav 3 oncogene. Gene Ontology annotation, cellular component: immunological synapse. The record is from RefSeq and is a predicted model, not a curated record. The coding region runs from base 599 to 3154 and encodes 851 amino acids. Lineage: Eukaryota; Metazoa; Chordata; Mammalia; Rodentia; Muridae. Gene Ontology annotation, biological process: intracellular signal transduction; DNA damage response; positive regulation of B cell proliferation. Gene Ontology annotation, molecular function: guanyl-nucleotide exchange factor activity. The transcript has 26 exons.